UAUUCACUUAACCCCCUCUCAACUUGCACUCUUCCAUUUAUUUCCCAUUCCGAAAAACAUAACAAUCAUUUGAACUUCAAAACAAGCCCUCCUCUUGACAAUGUGUUCCUCCAAGUCCAAACUUCAACAAACGACCACUCCCUCUUUUGAUCUCAAUGGUCGUCCUGUCCUUCAGCCGAAUCAAGUCCCGCUGCUCGAACGUCGAAUAUCGUCGAAAAAAUCCGUUACACCACCUAAAAUUCAGCCUCUGCGCCCUCCCCAUAGUAAUGUGACUAGUCCAAAACUAAGGCCUUUUGUGACCACUCCACCUAUGUCUCCGAAGCUGAAAUCGCCUCGACAGCCUGCGAUUAAACGAGGGAAUGACCCGAAUGGACUUAAUUCUAGCGUUGAGAAGCUGGUUUUGACACCCAAGAGUGAUCCGAAGGCUAGGAUUCCUGUGAAGAAGUCAAAGACCGAGACGGCUUGUGUUGACACUAGCACAUUGAAUUAUGUUUCGUCUUGUAUAGUCGAGGCUCCUGGAAGUAUUGCAGCGGCUAGGAGGGAGCAAGUGGCGAAUUUGCAAGUGCAGAGAAAAAUGAAGAUUGCUCAUUAUGGAAGGUCAAAGUCUGCGAAAUAUGACCCCUACCUGAACCUCAAUGAUAAUAUUGAGCCAACUCUUAAUGUCACAGAGGAUAAAAGAUGCAGUUUCAUUACACCUAAUUCAGACCCGAUUUAUGUUGCUUACCAUGAUGAAGAAUGGGGAGUUCCCACCCAUGAUGACAAGGUGCUGUUUGAAUUGUUAGUGCUAACUGGUGCACAAGUUGGAUCAGAUUGGACUUCAGUCCUAAAGAAAAGACAGGAAUUCAGAGAUGCUUUCUCAGAAUUUGAUGCAGAAAUUGUCUCUAAAUAUUCAGAAAAGAAAAUUACAUCAAUCAGUGCUGAGUAUAACAUAGAGUUAAGGCUAGUCAGAGGAGUUGUAGACAAUUCUAACAGAAUUCUUCAGAUUAAGAAGGAAUUUGGGUCAUUUGACAAAUAUCUAUGGGGAUUUGUCAACAACAACCCUAUUGUCACACAAUACAAAUUAUGCAACAAAAUGCCUGUCAAAACUUCAAAAUCAGAGGGCAUUAGCAAAGACAUGGUCAAGAGAGGAUUCCGAUUAGUCGGACCCACUGUUCUACACUCCUUCAUGCAGGCAGCUGGACUCACCAUCGACCACCUCAUCACCUGCCCGCGCCACCUUCAAUGCACUGCGCUGGCUCAGAGACGCGCCACCGUGGCACCAGCUCUAUGAAGUUGUCAUUCACAUGGCAAACAAGAAUGGCUAUUAAUUUUAGUAAUCACAAGAUUAUAACACUAAUAGUUUCUUAAUUGUUAGGUAAUUUUCCAGCUAGGAACUUGAAGAUAAUGUCUAGGUUGUGUGAAGGUGUGAUGUUUUAUUAUAUGUUGUUGUAAGAUAUUAUACUCAACAGCAGUGAUUUUUAGAAGGAGUUUAAGAUAGAAGAGCAUGUGCAGGUGGGCAGAAAAAACUGGGACAGAAGCAUGUGUUUGGUGCAUAUGCCAUUCACUUUGCUUUGUGACCACCACCUCUUCUCCAUUAUUUGAUGGCUUUUUAACAGGUUGUGUGAAAAAGAAUCAAAUGUGAUCAAGAUAAGGCAAUUUGUGAUUUUCUUCACACCCAUAAUAUGGAUAACAAUGGGUGUAGCAUAAUCUAGAGUGGAGGGUUUUGAGUGUUUUUGUGUUUUUUUAGGAGUUUGAGCAUUGGAUUGUAUCAUUAUUGACUGUGGGGUGCUUGGUAUAUAUUUGAUUGAGCAGAUGUAAAUAUACUUUGACACUUUCUUUGUGCA
Daucus carota subsp. sativus is the source of this 1823-nucleotide messenger RNA. RefSeq lists its product as uncharacterized. The transcript has 5 exons. Gene Ontology annotation, molecular function: DNA-3-methyladenine glycosylase activity. Gene Ontology annotation, biological process: base-excision repair. The record is from RefSeq and is a predicted model, not a curated record. The coding region runs from base 101 to 1270 and encodes 389 amino acids. NCBI's taxonomy places the organism in Eukaryota, Viridiplantae, Streptophyta, Magnoliopsida, Apiales, Apiaceae.